Messenger RNA from Trypanosoma theileri, 1374 nucleotides. RefSeq names its product putative histone deacetylase. NCBI's taxonomy places the organism in Eukaryota, Euglenozoa, Kinetoplastea, Trypanosomatida, Trypanosomatidae. The record is from RefSeq and is a predicted model, not a curated record. The transcript has a single exon. Gene Ontology annotation, molecular function: histone deacetylase activity. Bases 1 to 1374 code for a protein of 457 amino acids.
AUGGCUGGUAGUGUUGAUGGUGGCGAGGAUGACGGCAAUGAGGGUGAGCACCAUUCUAAUUCCUCUACACAUAUAAUAACGAAACCAUCAUCAACAACAACAGCUCGGGUUUUAUACUUUGUUGAUGAAUCCACAACAUCCAUCGCAUAUGCGGAGGGACAUGUAAUGCGCCCUUCUCGUGUACGUGCACUACAUUCCCUUGUACGAUCUCUCGGGUUGGAUGCGCACAUGGUGGUGUGUCAACCACGGCCGUCAACAGCAGAGGAAUUGCAGGGAUUUCAUCGUUCUGCUUAUGUGGAGUGCCUGCGGUCGGCACCGUACAUCUGUGGAAACCCACUUGAUCCCAUUGCUAUGUCUUAUCAAAAGGAAUUUGGAGUGCCAGUGCUGUCCCGUGAAGGGGAUUGUCCUCUCUUUCCAGAGGUGUGGGAACUUGUGGCUAGUCAGGCAGGUGCUUCCAUCGCCUGUGGAGAAGCCCUCUCUCGCGAUGAAGCAGAUAUUGCGAUCAAUUGGGCUGGCGGAAUGCAUCAUGGUGCGGCGGCGCAUGCGAGUGGAUUUUGCUUUGUAAAUGAUAUUGUACUUUGUAUUCAACGUUUACUGCGUAGAUUUCAGCGUGUCUUGUACCUUGAUCUGGAUGUCCAUCAUGGGGAUGGUGUUGAGACGGCAUUCUACGGUAAUACACGUGUCAUGACGGUAUCUUUACAUCAAUUUGGAAAUGGAUUUUUUCCUGGUACCGGCGAUUAUGGGAGUUCAGAGACGGCGAGGAGUUUUGCAGUGAAUGUUCCACUUCCCAUGCGUACCGGUGAUGCCGCAUACCUUUUGUUCUUUCGCACUGUAUUCACAGCUGUUGUACGCUGCUUUGACCCCGAAGCAACAGUCGUACAGUGCGGUGCGGAUGCCAUUGUUGGCGAUCUCAUUGGAAGACUUAACAUCACCACCGCCACUCACGCCCAAUGCGUAGCAGAUGUGCUUGGUCUUGGGCUGCCGACUGUUCUGCUUGGAGGAGGUGGAUAUCAUGUUUUCAACACUGCACGGUGUUGGGCAAUAGACACAGCAACAGCUCUUGGACGUCCGUUGCCACAUUACAUUCCACGUCAUGACCCAUACUAUGAGGAGUACCGGAGGGAACGUGCCCCACACCGACCGACAAUGCAUGUAUUUCUGGAUUCUGAGGUUGAUCGCCCGCUAACGUUGCGCAGUGCAUGGGGGGACUGGCGCCGACUUUGUGAGAGCAUUCGAGAGCAGAUGAAGUAUGCACGCAUUGUAAGGGAGUCAUUUCUUCGUGUCGUGUCUGAGGCAAGGGAUGCAGCAGCAGCAUCAAAUAAGCCCAGGGUUUCUGUGGCAAAAAAGAGGAAGAGGCAAAGAAAGAACAAGUGA